AUCGAAAAAAAAGAAUAACAAAACAAGUAUAUUUUUAUAUUUUCAACGAACUGCCACAAUUGAAGUGAAGUGCUAUCAUAUUUGUUACGCCGAACAGCUAUUUUAACUAUACUAUAUAUUGGAAUUCUAGUGCAUUACGUGGCUGAAACGUUUCUAUUUUCAUUAUUCCUUCAUUUGUAUGCUAAGUGUCGUGGACAACGUGCAAUUGAAAGCAUUCAAAGUGUUGUGUAAAAUAAAAUAUUCAAUUGAAUUUUGUUACAUUCUCUUUCACAAAAAAAGACUCUAAUAAAAAUGUGAUUGUAAUAAACAAGUAUCGAAAGAGAAAUUGGUUGAUCAAAGUCGGAGUGAAUAGCAAAGUGUAGAAGAAAAUGAACUGAAAGUAAAAUAGUUAACAAGCGAAAACUCUCAAAACAACAACGAAACGAAAAAAAAUAAAUAAUAUUUUCGAAAUUACAACAAGCCGCGGCUUAGACAAUCAAAAACAUUAUUCGCGUUGUUGUCUAUCAAUUUGGUGGUGAAAUAUAAAAGUUCAUACUUUGAUUGGUGUUAUUGAUUCCAAGGCACUGAGACGAUUACGAAGAGCACCAGUCUUGGUGUUUUCAACGAAAAAACAACAUGCAUAAAAUUGUGCCAAAUUCAAACAAAAUCAUCAUCAGCUUUUAAUUGGAUAUUCGUGUAUUUUGUGCUUAGAAACAUUCUAUUUACAAAAUUCAGCUACACCCAAAUCGAAUUCAAAAUGUUAAAAGAAACGCGUUUUUCUCUGAUAUAAAAUUCAACAUAGAAAAAAGAGGCAAAACUACGAAAAAAAAAGUUUAAGGAGAAAGUAUCGAAACAAGCAAUUGGAAAGAGUGCAUGUUUUUGUUUGUUUGUAUUUUAACGUUUUUGUUUGAUUGCGCAAAACGAAGCGAAAAAAAAACGAAUCAACGAACACGACGAAAUCACCACUGAUUCAAAUCAGAUUUCAACGAAUUUGACUGGUAAUUUUCGUGACAUCAUACAUUCUGGUCGGAGAGUUAUAAAAUACCGAAAAUAUGCGUAUUAUUUCGGAGCCAAGCCUUGCGACUGAUACAUUAAUUGCACCGAGUACGAAUCAAACGGUCGUACCGAGUACAUCACCCUCAUCGUCAAGUGCAUCAUUUAGCCCGAACUCAGAUCCUGGUAUGCCGACCACAACAUUUCAUCCAGCACAUAACAAUCACAAUCAUCGACCAUCUUCACAGCCACCACCCGUGAUACAUCAACAGCCAAACCAAAAUAUUCCAAAUGCCGGUGGAAGUGAAUUGAAAUCAACUGAAGAAAAUGCCGCCGGAAAGUUUUUUAUACGUGGCGAACGGUCACAGCCCGCCUAUCCACAUCCACCGCCGCCACCCAUUUCCUUGCUAACCAACAAUCAAGGAUAUAUUCCAUUUACUAGUGAAUUUUAUACAACUGAUCAAGGAUAUUUCAUGCCACAAGAACUUUGUGCUACACAUGCACCCAUAUGCUUGCACUCUGAAUUCGGUCCCGUGACUGUGCCAAUGGUUUCACAAAGUGGAUCGCCACCAAUUCCAAUGCCUGUUCAAGUACCGCCUGGUCAUGUGAUGCAACAAAUCGUUGAUGAAAAUGGAACGCUUCGCCAUGUUAUUUUAUCCACAGCACAACAUCAACAAAUUCAUAGUCAAGGCAGUGUUCAGCCGCAUAUCCACGGCCAUUAUAUCAACGGUGUCGGACAACAUUUCUAUAGUGCCGUACCAUUCGCAGGGCCGGGUCCGCAUUUUCAUACGAUACCUGGUGGUCAUUUACAACCUCAAACAAUGCAUUCACAACACUCACCAUCACCACCAAAUACGUAUCAUAAGGAUGAACGUUCACAACGACAGCAUACAAAGCUACUAAGGAAAUUAGAUCAACAAAAACAACGAGAAAUGAAUUCGUCAGCAUUGUCAACGCCAGCUCACUCACCAUCACCACGAAAGGCUGAACUAAAUGGAAUAAAACGAUCGGCGAGAAAUGGCGCUUCGUCUGUUGGCACAUCCGAAGACGGCGAAGAAUCAUCGAGUGUACCCGACGAAGAUGAAGAUGUAGCAUCAAUUAUAGAACAAUUAUCCAAUGUGCAAUUACCACAAGUAUCAGAAAUAACUAGCCGCGGUGCAUUAAUCCAAUGGACAGCACCAACAUCAACUGAAAACGUAGUAUUAAAUACACGUGAUUUGCAAUACCAUGUACUGUUGAGUGAUCGAGGCAAGGAGGGCAAAUACAAAGUUAUUUUUAAAGGAAAAUCGUUAUCGUGCCGAAUUCGUGAUUUACGACCAGGUCAAGAGUACUAUGUGUGUUUACAGGUUUAUCUGGAAGGAUUAAAUGGACAACCAUCGGAGGCGGCCGUUUUUGAGACGCCAUCGUGUGAACCAGAUCAACCUUUACCUCCGAAAUUGUUAGCUAGAUCAAAAAAUUCAUUGCAAUUACGAUGGAAUGCACCAAAUGAUAAUGGUGCACAUAUUCAACAAUAUGUGCUUGAAUGUGAUGAUGGCAAAGGGAAUGAUUUCAUUGAAAUUUGUAAAACACGUGGAAAACAAUAUAGUUUACAGAAAUUACAACCAUCCACCGAGUAUACACUGCGAUUGGCUGCAAUAAAUGAACGCGGUCGAUCAAUAUAUUCAGAUACGGUAACCUAUAGCACAUCAGGUAAUCCACCAUCACAGCCGGACACACCAAUUCUAAAGCAUGCCACAUCAUCAUCUCUUCAUUUGACCUGGUCACGUCGAUCACAAGACGAGGAAUACGUAUUGCAAAUCAAUGAUAAAGAUAGUGGUCAUGGAUUCUUGCCGGCGUACACAGGUCGUGACGUAUCUUAUGAAUGCCAAAAUUUACGACGAGCAACUAGCUUUCUCUUUAGACUUAAAGCCGAAAAUGAAGCUGGACAAUCACCAUUUAGCGAAGAAGUAACAUUUCGUACAUUGCCAGAACGACCGGGUCGUCCACAAAAGCCACAAGUAAAGGGAAAAAUUCAUGCCAAUCACUUCAAAGUGAAAUGGGAUCCGCCCAGUGAUCGAGGUGGUGCCGAGAUAAAAUUGUAUUUUGUGGAAAUUAGUUCAGGUGCUUGUUUUGAGCGAAUUUAUACAGGACCCGAAAUAGAAACAAUAUGUGAUCGUCUAAAUCCAGGAACAACGUACCAAGUGAAAGUUGCAUGUGAAAGUGUUGGAGGAACUAGUCAGUUUUCAGAACCAUUGACAGUGACAACCGAAGCCGUUGCACCCGAUGCACCAUCUCCACCGUACUGUAGUAAUCCACCUGAACCGCACACAGCCAUCUUACAAUGGGACAAACCGGAUUACAAUGGUGGUGCUCUAGUUACCGAAUUUGAAGUCGAGCUACAGCACCAAACAAACUCACAAUUCAAAGAAAUCAUCUACAAAGGAAAGGAUACUUAUUGUGUGGCCACCAAUUUGCAACCGGGUGAAUUGUAUUGUGCCCGUGUUCGAUCAAUUAAUCGAAUUGGUUUCGGUCCAUGGUCUAGUGAUUUUGAAUUUGCCGCUGGUGCUGCUGCACCAAAUGCACCAAACCCACCAACCAUCAUUGUUCGAUCGGCCACACACUUAACCGUUUCGUGGAACGAACCAAAAUCAAAUGGUGCACAAAUAUCCGAAUAUCGUUUGGAAUUCGCUCUAAACGAUCAGCAUGACUGUUAUAACAUCACCUAUCAAGGUGUCCAAGCAUCAGCUGAAGUCCGAAAUUUAGCUCCGUUCACUACAUACUACUUCAGGGUGUGCGCUACUAAUGUGGCUGGAAAGAGUCCAUAUUCGGAUGUUGUGUGUCAAAAAACUUUGGCCUCCGUACCAAGUGCACCGACCAUUGAAACAUUCGAAGAGAAAGCAACAUCAGUAUAUUUGACUUGGCGAGAGCCACAGGAUAAUGGUUCCGCAAUUACACAUUACAACAUUGAGUACAUGGAUCGCUUGAUAUCAACCGAUGGCAAUGUGUUGGAGUGGUUUAUUGAGGAAUUGCAUCCGGAAACAACGUAUCGAUUUAAAAUUCAGGCUGUGAAUGACAUUGGUAUCGGUCAUUUUUCGAAUGUGUUGCGUGUUACGACAAAACCUUUGCCGCCAAAACCACCAAAAUUGGAGUGCGUCGGUGUCGGUCACAAUUUCCUCAAGCUCAAAUGGGGUGACGGUCGAAAUACGGACUUUGUUAGAUUUUAUGUUGAAAUGUAUGUUGCACGCGCGCGUGAAUUCCAAGAAGUUUAUACAGGAACUAGUUACCUAUGUAAAGUAAAUAAAUUGCAAGAGCAAACCGAAUAUCGAUUUCGGGUUUGUGCCGAAACCGAUCAUGCGGGUCUCGGUGACUAUUCGGAUGAAUAUCUAUUUAAAACAAAUAUAGCGGUUCCCAGCAGCAUCAAAGCACCACGAAUUGUUGAAAAUACACCGUCUGCAGCGGCAUCUGCAGCAGCAACCUCCGCCAAUACAUUCGAACGAAACAGCAUUACACUGGAAUGGCAGCACAGCAAAAACACAUUCCAAGAUGUUGUCGAGUAUGUGCUUCAAUGGUCAAAGGACAAAGAUCAGGAGUUCAAAAUGCUCUAUCGAGGACCAGAAACUCGGUUUAAUGUAGACAAUUUGGAGGCCGGUAUCGAUUAUACAUUCCGUGUGUGCCCAGUUCGUCACGUACAUGAUUUAUUUGGUGCCUAUUCGCCACCAUUACGAUAUCGAAUUCCAUCCAGUUUAGAUGCAAACUUAACAAAUUCAUCAGUGAACAAUCGAAAUAAUAGCAUCGAUGUGGUUGAUGCACCAACUGCAACGCGCACAGUCGGCUUAUUCAAACGGAAUUUACAUAGGAUUACAUCAAUUUGCUCGAAUCGUAGUCGACCAUCCAAUCAAGAGCAAGCUAUUCUUCUUGUGAUAUUUUUCAUGAUCACAACGGUCGUAGUUGCUGCAAUACUUCAAACAUGGACACGAUCAAGCAAAGAGUGACGGUAUAAAUCAUUUUUGCAAUAUCAAUAAGUUCACACACACACACACACACAAAUUCAAACAUAAAAGUACACAUUCAAACAGAACCAAACACACACACACACAAACACUCAUACAAUUCAUUCCAAUAUAAAGAAAUAUACAAAAACAAAUGUAAGAUUGACAGGAAGAAUUGAAUUGAUGUAAGACGAAUUGGCUUGCGUCUUAAAAAUUGAGAGAUUGAGAUGACAUUGAAUUGCCAUUUGAAUGCGGGCAGCUCCCUUUCACGUGUAGUAAGUCCGGUAAACUUGAAUCAAAUUAGUUGAAUGAUUGAAAUACGUUCCUAAAUGAUUCAUUUGCGGCAAAUAAUCGAUUUGAACGAUGCAAUCAUGUGCAUCUCACCUGCAAAGCAAAAUAAAACAAAUCAAUUCACAUUGCAAAUGCAACAAAGGAAAUAAAACACAAAUCAUAAUUUACAUUUAUUCGUAUACAAAAAACCAAUUAUGGAAAUUAUCAAUGGCGAAAAUUAAGUAAAAAAAAAUUAUACAUAAAAUGAUAUAUAUAUAUUUCUAUAGAUUCCUAAGAGAUAAAACUAUUCAGCUUCAUUUUUUUUAAAUUGUAAAUACAAUUAUAUGGAAUUGUUUGCUUUUUUUUUCAAUAUGUUUACUACAAGCACAGGCACAUUUUUUAAAAUUAUUUUUUUUAGAAAGCAAAAUGCAUGCAUUUGAUGUGAUGUCCUUUUGCUUAUGAAGCAUGCAUCAACGUAUCGGUAGAUAGAUUUCGCUCCAAUUGAUUUGGUAACAUGGAGUGCAAACAUAAAACAGAAAUCGUAGAAUGACAUUCAUAUUGUUAUUCAUUAUUAUAAAGUAAAAUGAAUAGUAUAUUUUUGUUAUUGUUUCCUUGUAAUGUACACAAGAACAACAUAGAAUGAGCAUAAAGUGCAGUGAAGUUUAAUUAAAUUUUGUUAAUUUAUCUAAAGAAACAUGUGUAAGUGCAACAAUGAAGAAAAAAAAAAUCGUGAAACAGAGACAGAAAAAAAUUCAUUAAAAUAAAAUAAAAAUCCAAUUUAUACAGAGAAAAAGAUAAAAAAAAACUAACAAAACGAAUGGGGCGAUUCACUGAAGAACUUUUGCGUUCAUGCGAUGCAACAUUUGUUUAUUUCUGUUUACUCCAUUCCUAAAUGAAAUUUAUGCAUAUGUAUAUUGUGGUUAAAUAUUAUUACUAUUAUUAUUAUUAUUGUUAUUUUUUAUAAUGUAUGUUUAUGCGAAAAGUAUGAGAAAUGAAAAAGAAAGAAACAUGGUUUAUUGGCAUAAGAAAGGAGUAAGCAAAUUUAUUUUGAUUUCGCUGACAAAAGCUUCACAAAAAAAUUUACUAGUGCGGAAGGAAACAGCAUGAAAUAUAUUUAACGAAAAAAAAAACUUUUUUUACUGCUUCAUUUAAACGGUGUCAUGGGUCAAAAGAAAAGUAAAUCUGUAAUUCGUGUUAUUCAUAUUUAUUGAACAAUAUCAAAAAAACAUAAUAAAAUGAAUGUAAAUAAAACUGUCCAUUUUGACGAAACUCUAGUCGAGUUGUCCAACGAAAUAUAAAAAAUUGAUUCGUUGAAUGGACGAGAGAUGUAAAUGUUGUGCGUAAAAUAAAAAAGAAAUUCCCAAGUGAAAAAUUA
This is a messenger RNA of Contarinia nasturtii (swede midge), 6585 nucleotides long. RefSeq names its product fibronectin type-III domain-containing protein 3A (gene mtgo). The record is from RefSeq and is a predicted model, not a curated record. Bases 1032 to 4943 code for a protein of 1303 amino acids. The transcript has 6 exons. NCBI's taxonomy places the organism in Eukaryota, Metazoa, Arthropoda, Insecta, Diptera, Cecidomyiidae. Gene Ontology annotation, molecular function: protein binding.